Amphimedon queenslandica is the source of this 1848-nucleotide messenger RNA. RefSeq lists its product as uncharacterized. The record is from RefSeq and is a predicted model, not a curated record. Bases 370 to 1848 code for a protein of 492 amino acids. The transcript is spliced from 6 exons. Lineage: Eukaryota; Metazoa; Porifera; Demospongiae; Haplosclerida; Niphatidae.
UACACAGAGCCACCAGUAGAGUCAGUACACUACCUGUUGUUGUCUGGAUUAAUAGAUGGUGUUACAGCUAGUAAUGUAGAGGGAUACUUGUCCAAUUCGCUUGAUAAAGUCAAUGAUGUGGUAUUACUUGGAAAUGGAACUGCUCGUGUUGAAGUUGCUGAUGAUAAUGAAAGUAUUAAAGAGUUUCUAAAAGAUAAGCACAAAAUUAAAAAGCAACAGAUUGAAAUCAAGCUUACAGAUCCGCCUGAUCCAGCCAGUGUUUCUACCAGCACCGUCGCUGCAACUCCUGAUGCUCCAUUGACAUUAGAUUAUUAUCCUGAUUUGAUUGAAGUCACUUUCGAUGAUGACAUUGAUACUGAUGCUAUUCAGAUGUACUUUGAAAGCAAACGCUCAGGAGGGAAGAGGGAAAAAGUAGUUGAAUCUAUUAAGACAUUUGAAGAGGGUGUUAUUCAUGUUAAGUUUGAAUCACCAGAUGAUGCACUAGCUGUUAUUGCACAUGGGGAACAUUCAAUCAAAGUUAAAAAGCAGCCUCGUAAACUUGAUAUUCGCUAUGUCCCUCUUCCACCAGUAAAGGAAUAUGAUAAGAACAAGUUAAUAAUCAAGGAUAUACCAGAAGGAGUGGAAGAAGUGGUUUUAUCUUUAUUCAUUGAGAAGCACUUGGGAUUAGAUGAAGAUGAUUUCACAAUUGAUUUAAGAUCUGGUGUUGCUAUACUGCUUCUAGAAUCUUCUUACACUGAUGAAGAGCUAAAUGAAAUGGUGGAGAAAUUAGGAGCAAAAAACCUGCCACGAAGAAAGGAGCAGUUGACUAUUGAAAGAUGUGAAGUUAAUUACAGUAUUUAUGUUGCUGGCAUCACUAACAAGGGUCUUGCUUCAGAAGAUAAUUUGGAACUUUAUUUUGAAAGCUCCAAAAGUGGAGGAGGAGACGGUGUAGUUGAGAAAAUUGAGAUGCUAGGAAAAGACAAGGCAAAAGUGACUUUUAAAGAUCAUUCAGUUAUUCAGAGAGUUUUAAAGAGGAAACACCCUAAACUUGGUCCUUGUGUCAGUAUUACUGAAUGUUUAGUCUUGGACUCUUUAGAUGAAAGUACAAUUGAAGAUGAAGAGGAGGAGGAGGAGGAGCCUAUUGAAAAGGAAUCAAGCCACAAAAGAGACAAUAAAACUGGAGAAAAGCCAGUAAAAGGACUUGAUAAGAAGAAUGGGCAAAAAAAGUCCAAAAAGAAAAAUAAUAAAACAUGUAGCAGCAGUGACGAUGAUGAAUCAGAUGCUUCUUCACCUCCUCCUCUUGUCAAGGUCGUUCCUUCUCCUCAAGUUCCACUUAAUCCCGUACACCAUCCAUUGGAUCCUCUUCUUGCUAAGUAUGUUCGUUUAAAACCUGGCAUUACCAAGGGAAUUGAAAUGGAGUUUCAAGUUAAGGUUACUGCAGAUGAUGCUGGUAUUAUUACAAUAUCACCUUCACUUUCCUCUCCUUUUGACUGGCCUGAAAAAGCUAUAGAUAUGAUGCAAGAGUUUAUCUCUAGUUCACUUACUAAAGUCGAUUUAUCUGUUCCCCCAGAAGUUAGUAGUUCAGUUUAUCAAAUGAUUAUGAAAGAAUGCAGUGAUGAAGGGUUGCAAUUUGCCCUUGGCCAAGGUAACAAUAAAGUUGCAAUAGCGGGUCAUAUUGAUGCUGUAACAAAGCUACAGCACAAUGUUACUGAACUAUGUGGUAGAAUGAUACAACGUGUGGAAGAGGUUGAGCUUUCAAACGAAGACUUCACCUAUUUAAAGGGUUGGGCUCUAACUGAAGUUCAGCAGCAACACAAAGCAGUGAAGCUGCAAUGUCAUGAUGAUCGUUUGUCGAAGACAAAAGCUUAA